This is a messenger RNA of Lampris incognitus (smalleye Pacific opah), 6744 nucleotides long. RefSeq lists its product as uncharacterized. The record is from RefSeq and is a predicted model, not a curated record. Lineage: Eukaryota; Metazoa; Chordata; Actinopteri; Lampriformes; Lampridae. The coding region runs from base 5 to 5122 and encodes 1705 amino acids. The transcript has 29 exons.
UGGCAUGGAGUUGACUGCUGAGAGCCUGAAGCUGAUGAAGGUUAACCAAGACAGGCUCGGCCGAAGCCUGGACCGACUGUCCGCUGAGCUCUAUAGCAAAGAUGCACACUUUGUGUUGGAACUCAUCCAGAAUGCGGAUGACAAUGACUAUCCAUCGGAGGCCAGCCCGGCCCUGGCCUUUGUGGUGGAGGGAGACUGCGUCACCAUCCUCAACAACGAGUCGGGCUUCCAGGAGAAGAAUAUCAGGGCUGUCUGUGACGUGGGCCGCACCACCAAAGGCAAACACAAAUACGGAUAUAUAGGUCAAAAGGGCAUCGGCUUCAAGUCAGUAUUUAAGGUUACAGACUGUCCUGAGAUCCACUCGAACGGUUUCCACCUGCGCUUCGAUAAGAACAGCGGCCCCACAGGAUACAUCCUGCCGCACUGGAUAGAUGAUGAGAGGCCUGUGGACACGGCGAGGAAUGGCCUAAAUGAGUAUAGUUGGACCACUAAGAUCUGCCUGCCGCUACGCUCAGAUACCCACCAGACCAAAAACCUGUUCCAUGACGUCCACCCCUCCCUGCUGCUCUUCCUGCACCGCCUGCGCUCCAUCACCAUCCAUAGCCAUAGGGAGAAGUCGCCUGUGACGAUGACUCGCCGAGACCUGAGUCACAACAUUGUCGAGGUGGAACACACGGAGGGGACAGAACGCUGGCUCCUGGUUAAACGCAUGCUACAGCCAAAGAAGGUCAAAGAGGAUGUGGAGUCCACGGAGCUAGCUCUGGCCUUCCAGCUUAGCGACACCGUCUCAGCAAGUGACCUCAGAGUGCAGCCCCAAAAACAGCCCGUCUUCGCCUUCCUACCCCUACGCAGUUUUGGGUUUCGCUUCAUCAUACAAGGGGACUUUGAUAUCCCUUCGUCCCGUGAAGAUGUGGACAGAGACAGUUCGUGGAACCAGUGGCUGCGUUCGGAGAUACCCCAGCUCUUCCUUCAGGCCAUGGAGGUCUUCACUAUUCACCCGGAGUUCAGUGGGUUGAAGGGCCUAUGCAAUUUCUUGCAGUUUGUCCCCUUGCCUGAUGAGGCGCUUGACUUCUUCAAGCCUGUUGCCGGGCAGAUUAUUCAGCUGCUCAAGGGCAAGGCCUUUCUACCCACUCUCAGCUCAGGCGGCCAUGUGGUGUACAAGCUCCCAUCCCAGGUGGCCAUCUGUCAGGACACAGUCAUCCGUGAUGUGAUUGGGGCAGAGGAGCUUGACAGACACCUCUCACUGGCCUAUCUCCACCCGGGCCUGCACCCCGCCCCACCCCUCACCUUGCUCAAACAUCUGGGGGUCCGACACCUGAGGGGUUCAGAUGUGACCACGGUGACGAUGGCUAUGGCCAAGGAGCUCAUGCAAGGGCAAGACUUGAUUUCAGACGGCGGGCUACGUCAGCUGGCCCGGCUGCUGGUUUGUAACUUCCGCGCCCUGGAGCAUGGCUACGGAGACACGGACUCCAUCUUGCAAACCCUCAGAGAGCUGCCCAUAAUUCCUCUGGCUGAUGGACACGUGGUUGCAUUAAGUGCGCAGGGGGUGUUCUUCCCCAUGGAGAAAACAAAGAAGAAGAAGAAGAAAGCUGAACCAGAGAUGUUCUCUGCGCUCUACAAAGACGUGAGUGUGGUGCAUCCCUCUCUGCUGUGCUGUGAGGAGCCUCUCGAGGCCCAGCAGGUAUUUGAGCUGCUGAGGAAACUGGGGGUCCAUGAACUGGAGCCUCAACAGCUACUGGAGCAGCACAUCUACCCUGCGCUCCACAACGGCAGCUGGAAGUCCAAACCUGAGCCAGUGGUUGUGAGCUACCUGGUCUUCAUCAAGCAGUACUCCUCCUCCAGCCAAGAGUACUCAGACACAGCAGUACCCGUCCUCACCAGCAGAGGUCUGCUGUGCCCAGCGCAAGACCGGGUUCACUUCUCACAAGAGUACGGCAACAUCAACCUGCCUGAAAAGCUGCCUGGCCACGACUGGGUUCUGCUGAGUUCCUGCUACGUGGAAACGGACAACGACGUAGCGGGAUGGAGAGAGCUCUUCACCAGGCUGGGGGUCCGAGACCGACUCCUCAUCCGUAAACAAAGACGCACCCUCACCGCUGAAGAACUGGCCUCCAGCACCUGGUCAGCAGAGAGUGAGCUAUGGUCGCUGGGCCUGAAGGAGAGGGGAUGUGUCCUGGACGACUACCCCAGUGAGGAGUUCCACUCCCUGGCCACAGCUCAGCUGCCUGCCCACCAACUCUUGGAGCAGAGACAAACUCUGCUGAGGCUGUUGGUGGACAACUGGAACACUGGUGACAACUACUCACAGUACCUUACAGCCGACGUAAUCGACAACAACGGACACCAAGUUAAAACCACCAAAUCCUCCUUCUUCCACUUCCUGGCCCGCCUCAAAUGGGUACCGUCCUAUCUCCUCCUUGAGGACGGAAGUCAAGAAGCUACCUUCUUGUGUCCAAACUCAGUGUACUUGUUUUCACCCGAGGUCUUCGGCCUUCUGGGGACUCACGUCUGCUAUGUGGACAUACAGCCCAGCGAGUUCAGUAGAGCUCUCGGCAUGAACCACAACAUCUCUGUGGAAGAGCUGACCAGUUACCUAAAGAAAUGGUGCAUCAAGCCUGAGGCUGAGAACCAGGACGAGACACUGGCCGACGAGUCCGACGGGUCCGAUUUCACCUCCACCAUACAACACAUCCACAAUGUCUACUCCUACCUGCAGAAGAACUUCUCUCAGAGCAGCCUCAAGGAGCUGUUCCAGCAUACUCCGGCUGUCUUCAUAGAGCACAGCAGGCGUGACAAUGGCUGGUGUUCUGGCCACUUCCACCACCUGAAGGAGGUGUGCUGGAGAGACCCGACCACCAUGUUCCAGCGUUACAAACAACUUGUAUGCAACCCAGGCAGCAACGUCCAGCAGCCCAGGGUCCUAGCCCCCUUCUAUAGCCAACUGGAAGGCAUGAAGGACUUCUUCACCAGGCUGUUGAAUGUGGAGCACAGCCCCAACAUGAAGCAGUAUGUGGAUUUACUGGAGCUGAUCUCUUCGUCCUCCCCCAUACCGACUGCAUCUGUGCUACAGGACGUGUCAGUGCUGUAUGCCACAUUAGCGCAAAAGUGCAAGAUUCCGAUGUCUGGCGACCAUGAUGACAUCACCCAAACCAACUCCAGCUACUGCAGCACCCUGAAGGGUAUGUUGGUCGACAAGAGGGUGUUCCCCACGAAGGAAAACACCUGGGUGACCCUGGCCCGCAGACCGAUGAUCGCAGACAGCAAAGAGCUGGAGAAGAUCUUUAAACCCCACCAGCAGGUCUGUCUGCUCAACAUGCCUCCACCAACCAAGACCACUGGCCCCGCCAGCAGGACUGGGAACCAGCAGGGUCAGGCAGCGACAAAAGAGCAAGGUAGCAGAAACACACCUUGCUUCAGCGAGAGCAACCGGUCUCUGUUCCUGGAGAUCUGCAAUGUCCGUCGGCUGUCCGAGUGCGUGAGGACGGAGGCCCAGACGGAAGUCUGGAGGCCCUCUCCCUUCCUGCAGAACCUGGUGCGCUCGAUGGUUCCCUAUAUCCAGAGGUUCCUCUACCACCAUGAGGAGCUGACAGAUGUUUACGCAGAGCUGCUUGAUGACCACAUCGGCAACCGAAUCAAGCAACUUUCCUAUGGGCAGGUAGGCAAGCUGUAUAUCCACUACCUGCUGUCUGUACCAGACGAGGCACCCGUGGUGGAGGUAGAGGAUGUCAUCUGUCUCUUAAAGGACAGGAAGGAGUUCUAUAUCCAGCAAGACCACCUAUCACCCAAGCUAGACAUCUGCAGAGAGCUGGUGAAACUUUUCUGCUUGGAGUCCAGCCACCAGCGCGAACUGCUGGAUUUCCUGAGCAGGUUAAUGACCUCCCUCAGCGACCCAAGCGCACUAAAGAGAUUCCUGCAUAGGGAGGACGUCAAAGAACUGCCUCCUGAUCAGGAACCGUGGGAGGUCCCAGAGGUUAAACAGGAGAAAGUCCUGCCAAAGGGGUCCACUUUUGUUAGCACCCAGGAGGAGCCACCUCGACCGGGGCAAGAGGACAGAGACCAGACGCUUAUCUCCUGGCCUCCACGAGCGCCCAUCCAAAACAUCUGUAGCAGCACAGGUGGCGGUCACGCAGACGCGAACGCGGUAGAGGCGGUGAUGAAGAUGUGGCCUCCGCCCGCGCCACCUAAAGACAGAGACACCGAGAGAGAGGUCGCUUCCAGGGGGGGCAGCCAUGUCAGGGUUCCCCAGAGUCCCGCCAAUGCCUUGGAGGGUAACCCGCCCCCAAGAGCUGGUGACAGACCUGCGGACCCACACAGCCCUUACGGAGACCACAGCCUCCCGAGCCGACCCAGCUCAACUGUAACAACCACUGGCAACCCGCAGUCUUCAGAGCGUAGCCAACAGAGUGGCGACAGAAUGGGUCAGACCACUGGCAGAGGAGAACCUGGAGAGGAAUGGCCCAAGACUGUCAGGACCGACCCCAGCACCGCUAACACAGACCAUGCCAAGACAGACAUGCCAGACAACCACGUUGUCGGCCCCGAGGCGGUGGUGCUGGGCAGCAUGUUCCAGGGGGCUGGAGGUGUUUGCCAGCGCCCCCCCCUGGCCCUGGACUUUGCUCAGUGGAACAAAGCCCAUCUCCCGCUGGACACUCUGGAGAACAUGGAGCUCACCUGCCAGAUACCCAACACUGUGGUGCUGUCGGACGAGCCGAACGACCUGGCAGAGAUCGGGGAGUGGGGAGAGCAGCUGGUCAACUCCUUCCUGUGCCACUGGAAGGACAGUGACGCUCCCGGGUGCCCCUCCGCUAUCAUUUGGUGCAACCAGCACGCAGAGAGCGGCCAGCCCUACGACUUCAAACUCACCUUUGGGCCGACAGACGGGCCGGAGAACGGGCAGAGCGGCAAAGUGGUGUAUGUGGAGGUCAAGGCGACGGUGAAGACAGAGAAGGCGUUCAUCCACCUCUCUGCCAAUGAGCUGGAUUUCGCAUUGAAAGAGAAGGAGCGGUAUCACGUGUACCGAGUGUACUGCGCCGGAGACGCCAAGAAUGUCCGCCUGUGCCGCAUUCAGAACCUGGCACAGCACCUCCACGCCAAAGACCUCAAGUUGUUCCUGUUCAUAUAAACUUGUCAGGACAACAGAAUAAUGGCCUGACAUUAGAAAGGUUGAACCAUCCCGUUGCUCUCACUUCUCUGACUGAUCGAGUCUGUCCAUCCAUUUGACAAGCACUAAGGGUUCUACCGAAGUGCUGCUCUGUCCAGAUGAGGACAUUUACCCCAGCAGUCCUGUAAAUAAUGGCAACUUGGGUCGUCCAGGUAGCAUAGCGGUCUAUUCCGUUGCCUACCAACACGGGGAUCGCCAGUUCGAAUCCCCGUGUUGCCUCCGGCUUGGUCGGGUGUCCCUACAGACACAAUUGGCCGUGUGGGUAUGUGUCCUGGUCGCUGCACUAGCGCCUCCUCUGGUUGGUCGGGGCGCCUGUUCGGGGGGAGGACCAGGGAAUCAGUGAUUCUCUGGUCAUCUUCCAGAAUCAGUGAUGAAUGAAUGAAUGAUUUUAUUUUUAAUUUUUUAUAAUUACAAUGGAUUUUGCCUCUUGACAGUCCAGAAUAUAAGCCAUAUUAUAGGCCAUGUAGAGACACAUUGCAACAGAGCCCUGUGAUGGCCUGGCGGCCUGUCCAGGGUGUCUCCCCGCCUGCCGCCCAAUGACUGCUGGGAUGGGCUCCAGCAUCCCCGCGACCCUGAGAGCAGGACAGGCGGUUUGGAUGGACGGACGUUGGAACAGGAAUUGAAGAGCGGGUAGAGAUAGCAGGUCUAAGAGUACUACAUCUGUCACGAAAGAAAAAACUUGAGGCGGCGCAAUCAUGAUUAUAUUUUUGCAUUACGUUAUAUUAACUCUGUGAAAGUGUGUGUCUUUGCUUUAUGAUUUACAAUAUCUAAAAAAAAAUGCACUGUAUUCUGCACUGAAGGGCCAGACCUUUUUGAAAGUAAUUUCCUGUCUUUUCAAGGAGAUUGAAAUUGCACUGAUUUUUCGGUCUUUGUUGUUUUUUAAGUUUCAUCCUUAAAGGAAGGAGCAAAUUUUUCCUUUUUUAUUUUUAUUUUAAAAACACAUACCUUUUCCUAGCCUAAUCAGGCCAAGAUUUACACAUUCCUUUUUUAAGUCAUUUGAAUUCAUUAGAAUAGUUUAUCUUGGGCGUCCGGGUAGGGUAGUGUUCUAUUCCGUUGCCUACCAACAUGGGGAUCGCUGGUUCGAAUCCCUGUGUUACUUCCGGCUUAGUCGGGCGUCCCUACAGACAUAAUUGGCCGUGUCUGCGGGUGGGAAGCCGGAUGUGGUCGCGGCCCUAGCGCCUCCUCUGGUCAGUCAGGGCACCUGUUUGGGGAGGGGGAACUGGGGGGAAUAGCGUGAUCCUCCCACGUGCUACGUCCCCCUGGUGAAACUCCUCACUGUCAGGUGAAAGGAAGUGGCUGGCGACUCCACAUGUAUCGGAGGAGGCAGGUGGUAGUCUGCAGCCGUCCCCGGCAGAGGGGGUGGAGCAGCGACCGGGACGGCUCGGUAGAGGGGGGGGGGGGUAAUUGGCCAAGUACAAUUGGGGAGAAAAAGGGAGGGGGAAAGUUCGUUUUAUCGUUAAUAGAGCAUAAACAGCUGUCUGUGUUUUAGUAUGCAUGCAAUUUGAACUUCAUGUUUUUAAUACUGAAAAUACUAUCUUUCUGUACCUUUACUGUCAUACUCCGUAGAGAAAUAAAAUGUUUUU